GCAGUGCGGCCGGAGUCGCCAUUACUGUGUGAAGAGCCAACGCUGCGAGUGGCUCCGGGGGAAGCGCCACACCGACAGGGCGGCCUCACUCCACUAUCCCCGUCCCCCUCCCCACCACCCCCACCCCCCAAGCCUUUGUUUUCUACAGAAAUCUCCACUCCCCCGCCAUCCCCUCCCUUCGCGAAACGAUAAAUUGGAAGUAGGUUAUUUUAACUGGUGAGCGAGCGAGCGGGCCCCCGGAGCGGUCGGACGUUGACUCUCUCCCUCACUCCCUCUCCCCCCCGGGUUGUCGGAGUCGCGAAGCUCUGGGCGUUUGAGGCGAGUUAGUGUCGGCGGAUCAUGGCGUGCGGGGCCACACUCAAACGCAGCGUCGAGUUUGACGCCCUGCUCAGUCCACAGUCGCCCAAGAGGAGGCGGUGUAUGCCUUUAACAGGGCCCGGCACUGGGACACCUUCGCCCCAGAAGUAUCUGAAGACAGAGGCUGCGGCCUUUGGAGGAGAGAGCUCAUCAGCGCACAAACUCACCCCAGAACAAAUAUUUCAGAACAUCAAGCAAGAAUAUAGCCGUUUCCAAUGGAGGCGACAGCUAGAAGGAACUUUUAAUCAAAGUGAAACAAACUGUUCUGCUGAGGGAUCAUCUAACAAUUUGUUACUAAAUGCACCAAGUUCACCGGGUACAUUAUCAAAGAAAGAUCAGCCAUUGUUCACAUUACGACAGGUUGGGAUAAUUUGUGAGCGUCUCCUAAAAGACCAUGAAAGCAAGAUCCGGGAGGAAUAUGAACAAGUUCUAAACACAAAACUUGCAGAACAAUAUGAUGCUUUUGUGAAAUUCACACAUGACCAGAUUAUGAGACGAUAUGGAGAACGACCUGCCAGCUAUGUGUCCUGAAGCAUUUUGUGCUUGAAUGGGUGUUGGCUUUCACCUCAAGUCAGCUGCUGUACUUAUGAAAACUAGUUUUGGUGCCAUGUUUUUCCCACCUUCAACUUGAGGGAUUUUUAACUCUUCAUCGCUGGCCCACCCUACCUCUUGUAAAAAUGAAACAAAAACAAAAAUCUGACUUUGUGCUGUCAGUACAGAGAUUUGUCUACUUUCCACUGCUAACUCUGCUACUGUGAGAAUAACCUGCCAUUUAUUUCCAGUUCAAGAAGCUGAGUACCAAGCAACAGUUGUUAAACCUGCCUUUUUAAGAAGUGGCACUGAAAAUGGGAAUGUUACCUUCAAACCUUUUUGAAAGGAUUAAAGUUCUGUCACAAGUGAUUUAGUCUGAAUUUUGAAUGUCAUUAAAGUAGAAAUUUGUUUCUCUCUGAUCUGAAAAAUAGUGCACUACAAUAUUACUGCAGAAAUCUCCCUUGUAGAAUAGAUUUUAUUUUUUUAUUCAGUAGUGUCAGCUGCAAACAUUUUGUAUUGUUAUUACCUGACUGCAGGUGGUAUGUGCGUAUCCAAUCAAUUAAUUGGAUUCAGAGUUUGAGUUGGGUAAACUACAGUAGGAUUUAAAUUCCACAGAUGGACUGAAGCAGACUCGGUGUGAAAUAUUACCUGUUCUUUCGUGGUUAACUGACUGAUCACAGGAAUUGUACGCAUGGGUAUUGCCAAAUGGAUGAUCUGGUUUCAAAUUGGGUAUGGAGUGGUUUAUGUCAAGAGUUUGAUGGAACCAACUUUACCAUGUGAACAUGAAGAAAAACAAUCACUUGUAAACUGAUGUAAAGCUGUUUGUCAUUGUUUUGGUUAAAAUUGUCUAAAUGGCCUUAAAUACCCUUGUGCUUUUUCUUUAAGCCUUGUUUUGUGGCGGUGAUCUGUUUAAAUGAAUGUAACCUUUUUACCAUGUGCACCAGCAGUUUUAAAUUGGCUCUGAAUUUGUGCCAACAAUUUAAGAAUGGGGAAGGUUUGUAAAAUGAGCUGCCUUUUUUAAGCUGAAGAUUCUUCUAAUUCUCACUGGAACACGUAUUGGGCUUGAGCUUGGUCGGUAUGAUUUUCUUGCUGUCUCAAAUACAAUGUAUUUGAUCUCAAGAUGCAUGAGAACCAUAGGCAAAAAUUCAGAAACCAGAUUAUUUGGUAUAUGUUCUAGUAAUUUGGUGUGGUGCAGACUUAAUUUGAACGCUUAAUCUGAGAGAACUCCAAAUCCAACUGUUGAUCAUCCAUAUCCAAACGGUGGGGUUGAGGGAUUUUCACUAUCCCCUUAACAGAUACAAUAAUGAAUAGUUGCAUUGCAGUGACGAUUGUCACCACAAUCCUUUUUUUUUGGGGGGGUGGGGGGGAGGAAGGAUAUGAGGUUAGUUUAGUUAGAAUGAAUUCUAAUUUUUUUCCUUAAAAGCAUACCUAACCAAAGUGCAACUUUUACCUUGCUCUUUGUACAUUUUUUUGCCCUGUAUAGUACUAACAAGCUUAGUUAAAAAAAAAAACUUGACAUACACCAGACAUCUCCUUUAUUCUAGUUUGAUGUAAACAUUUAACAUUUUGAAACCUGGGGAUUUGAAAACCUGUUUGCAAAUUGAUUUCGCAACAUGCAGUAGUCUUGGAUUUGCUUGUUUGCCUGUUUUUUUAAUCUACUUAUGGUUUAGUUGACUUCUGUUAAUAAAUCUAGUGGCCUUAUGAAAACAGCCAGGUAAACCUGUUUUUGGCAUCAGAGUCAAGGUUCCCAGAUAUUCAUUAUCAGUGAUAUUAGUGUUUUUAUUAAUGAAAACAUAGUUACUUUGUGGAAUGAGAGUUCAUAUUGGCAGUAGUUGCAUACCUCCUUUGCAUGACUAACCACACAUUUUCAUGGUGAUGUUCAUUAUAAAAGGAAGCAUGCUGUUGAGUUUGGAGCUUGCACUUUUCUGACACCUUGCCAUGUAGCUGCAUAUGUGAAGGGUAAUUUAGGAUGAUUUGUAUUAUAGUGAUGCUUUUCAGUUGUGUUCUUCCUUUUUGCUAUUUAAUGGGAAUGGCAUUUACAUGAUUUGAUUUACACUUGUACCAUUGAAAUUGGAUAGUUAAGAUUAAAACUUUAGUUAUUCAGUAUUGUUGUGAAUGUUUAGUUAUACCUGAACGCUAAGAUCAAUGUUAUAGUUUUCAGUGGUGUAACAGGAACAACAAAACUUACUUUGGUUAUUAGCGCUAAUGAUAACGGUUGCAAGUACAGUACAGUCUAGGGCUACUUGAAUGAUUGGGCUGGGGGUGAAUAUUGAUCAGGUUGGUCAGUGUAUUAGUAAUUGUUUAUAUAUACUUGUCCUUCUGUACCUUCCUGUAUCCCCUGACAAUAUCCCUUUUCACAAAUGUUCAAGUUCCCCAAUGGUAUCCAAUACAUCAUGUAUGAAUAAUUCUAAUGUCACUUUUAAUCUGAAUAUUCUGUUAUUUCCAGGCUAUAGUUGUGCUCAGUAGUUUUCUUUCCAAUUGGACUAGAGCCCCAUUUUUAAAAAAAAAUCACUGCAACAGGAGUUUUCUAAAUAAUGCACUGGAUUCAUUAAAUCAUUUUACUCUUAUAAACUUACAUGGAAAAAUUAAAGUCCUGAGGUAAUUAGGUCAAAAAUGAGUUGCAUCUGUUGGUUUGUGAUUGGGCACUCCUCUUAUCUUCCAGUCCUUUACACUGUAAUUUGAAACUUUAUCAUAGGGAAAGGCUAAAAUGAGGAUGCUAGAUAUAAAUAUUGCUGUAACUGAACAGUGAGCUUUGCUUUCAGUAAGUGGUUUCUGCAAAUCCUACUGUGGGAGAUUACAAAGAGGAAUUUAGUAAGUUGAUUUUGGUGGUAGUAACACAAGUGUUUGUGUGCAUGUAUUUAAAACCUUUCCUGUAUGUCCUUAUACUUUCUACUUUCUCCCUUCUAAUUUUUCUACAAUCCUGCUGUGGUACCUUCCCCCAGAGUAUUACAGAGGUCACAAAAUAAUGGCAGUAUAAAGUGAUGACUGAUUCCUGUUGCAUUAGAACAUCCAGCAAGUUUACUUGCUGGAUAUAAAUGACAGAAUAAAGGUCAACAUUGAGACUUGUAUGUAGCUUUUAAUUUUUGGGAGUUAAAAAAAAAAACUUGUCAGUGCUUAGAACUAGUUUUCUUAUAGGUGUUUGUUUGGAAUACAUAUUGGAAUCUGAGAUCUAGGUUUUAAAGAACAGAAGGAACACAGACUUGUUCUAAACACUUUCAAACACUUUCACAGAAUGUCAUGACUUUAGAAUGUGUGCUUACCUAACAUACAGAACAGACAGUGGCAAAGCUAUUGCCCCUCUACAUAGCAAAUAAUAGCCCUUCUGUUGAGGUAAAAUUUGCUAUUUGUGUUCCAUGUAAUAGAUGUACUGUUUGUGGAGACCAUGCCUUUGUCAAGAAAGUUACUUUAAUUCACCAUUCAAUGCCAUUUGUUUCAUUGAAAUUCAUUAAACAAAUACAAUACCAA
This is a messenger RNA of Leucoraja erinaceus (little skate), 4353 nucleotides long. It is a transcript of the gene akirin1, whose product is annotated as akirin 1. NCBI's taxonomy places the organism in Eukaryota, Metazoa, Chordata, Chondrichthyes, Rajiformes, Rajidae. Gene Ontology annotation, cellular component: chromatin; nucleus. The coding region runs from base 340 to 888 and encodes 182 amino acids. The record is from RefSeq and is a predicted model, not a curated record. The transcript has 5 exons. Gene Ontology annotation, biological process: positive regulation of lamellipodium assembly; positive regulation of macrophage chemotaxis; negative regulation of skeletal muscle satellite cell proliferation. Gene Ontology annotation, molecular function: transcription coregulator activity.